Brassica oleracea var. oleracea is the source of this 1111-nucleotide messenger RNA. RefSeq lists its product as uncharacterized. The coding region runs from base 151 to 969 and encodes 272 amino acids. The transcript has 5 exons. Gene Ontology annotation, biological process: snRNA export from nucleus. The record is from RefSeq and is a predicted model, not a curated record. Lineage: Eukaryota; Viridiplantae; Streptophyta; Magnoliopsida; Brassicales; Brassicaceae.
UCAUUAAAAAAAAGGGUAAGAAAUAAAAUAAGGCUUGAACCCUAAACUGAUGGUUGUCUACCUCAGUAUAGCGUUGAUGAGGUGCGCUCUUUGAUGAUAACUCUGAGUAUAGGUCAGAGAAGAUCGUAGGUGAAUCCAAGGUGUUUGAUCAUGGAGGGAGAAGAGAGUGUGUUGGAUGCUAUAUAUGAAGAUGAAGACGGGUUUGAAACCAUGGAAGAUGUUGAUAUGGUUGAUGUGGAAGAAGGGGAGAUUGCUGGUGACCAUGAUUUACAUUCUGGAGAGGGACAGAAUGGUGGCAUGGAUGGAGACAAGGAUAAAGAUGGGAUCUUGGGUAACAAGGAUGGGCAGAAUCAGCCAAACAAGAACAAGAGGAAGAAGAAUAAGAAGAAGAAGAAGAGAAGAAACGGUCCUGUGAUGGGGAAGCCCAUGGAUUUAGACAGGUUUGUUAGGGAUACUUGUAGACGCCUCAAGGAGAAGAAGUCUUACAUGGUAUACACUGCUGUUGGGUGUCUUGGAAUUCCUGCCUUAAGUGAUCUUGUCAAUGAGGUGGAAGCAAUCGAGACAUGUGGAGGUCAGGUGACUGCUGAUGGUAGUAGGAAACGAUCAGGAGGUGGUGUGUUGUGGAACAUCAUCAAAGCGAGACAACCCGCAUCUUACAGAGAGAUAAUGAAAAAGACCAGGGAUUUUGAGAAGCAAUUCAGGUAUCCUAACACAAGACCAAAGUUAGGGCCAAAAAAAGAUGAGGGUAGCUCCUCCGAAGGACUUGCCUCCGCAAAUGCAUCUUCUGAUGAAGCUCUGAUCCCUGACAUGUGUGCUAUGCCGGUAGCUGAGCAGACUGAAUCCAACCCGCAAAAAGAAAGGAAAUCUGUUCAUGAGAGGAUCAGAGUACCUGUUUCGUAUGAUGACCUUUUUUUCGGAGAAGUACCUGUGGAUGCUUCAGAAGCACAAGCGCAAGACUCUUCUGUUUAAGCUCUUCAUUUAUAACAUGUUUGCCUUGGAAUUUUUUUUUUGACUUGGUAAACAAUUAUAAGUUUAUAUGACUAAGAAGCUGGGUUACUUGCGGAAAGCAAAGGUUUUGUUGAGAAAUAUAAUUAACCCAUCUAUAUACCCA